Messenger RNA from Benincasa hispida (wax gourd), 1621 nucleotides. RefSeq names its product protein disulfide isomerase-like 2-3. Gene Ontology annotation, biological process: response to endoplasmic reticulum stress. The record is from RefSeq and is a predicted model, not a curated record. Gene Ontology annotation, molecular function: protein disulfide isomerase activity; protein-disulfide reductase activity. Gene Ontology annotation, cellular component: endoplasmic reticulum lumen. NCBI's taxonomy places the organism in Eukaryota, Viridiplantae, Streptophyta, Magnoliopsida, Cucurbitales, Cucurbitaceae.
AAAAAAAAGAAAAUCUCUGUUAAAACAAUUCUGGAGGGUUUAUCAGUCUCAGCGCGCUAGAUCGUCGAGAGGUUUCUACAUUGAUCCACAAGAACAACGAGAGAGAAUGAGAAGUAACCGAUCGCCGAUCUUAACGGUUUUAGUGUUCAUUUUCUUCCUUGGUUUCGAUUCCAGCGACGCACUCUAUGGAGCAUCGUCUCCAGUUCUUCAACUAACUCCUUCCAACUUCAAGUCCAAGGUUCUGAACUCAAAUGGCAUCGUUCUAGUUGAGUUUUUCGCACCUUGGUGCGGUCAUUGUCAAGCCCUUACGCCUGUAUGGGAGAAAGCGGCUACCGUCUUGAAAGGAGUUGCAACAGUAGCAGCACUUGAUGCAGACGCGCAUCAGUCACUUGCUCAGGAAUAUGGCAUUAAAGGAUUCCCAACCAUAAAAGUCUUUGCACCUGGAAAGCCUCCGGUAGACUACCAAGGAGCUCGGGAUGUUAAACCCAUUGCAGAAUUUGCUCUGCAACAGGUGAAGGCUCUUUUAAAGGAACGUCUAAGUGGAAAAACAACUGGAGGAGGGUCAAAUGAGAAGGCAGAACCUAACGCUUCAGAAGAAUUGAAUUCUCGCAACUUUGAUGAGUUAGUGAUAAAAAGUAAAGAUCUCUGGAUUGUGGAGUUCUUUGCACCUUGGUGUGGACACUGUAAAAGAUUGGCUCCAGAAUGGAAGAAGGCUGCUAAAAAUUUGAAGGGGAAGGUGAAGUUGGGUCACGUAGAUUGUGAUGCCGAGAAGUCUCUAAUGAGCAGGUUUAAUGUUCAAGGAUUCCCCACCAUCUUGGUAUUUGGUGCUGACAAGGACAGCCCAAUUCCUUAUGAGGGUGCAAGAACAGCGUCAGCAAUCGAGUCAUUUGCUUUAGAGCAGCUAGAGACAAAUGUUGCACCCCCAGAAUUGACGGAGCUGACUGGUCCUGACGUCAUGGAAGAGAAAUGUGCGUCGGCUGCCAUAUGUUUUGUUGCUUUCCUGCCUGACAUUUUGGAUACAAAGGCCGAAGGAAGGAACAAAUACCUCGAGCAAUUGUUAUCAGUUGCCGAGAAGUUCAGAAGAAGUCCCUACAGCUAUGUUUGGGCAGCUGCCAGUAAACAACCCGAUCUUGAAAAGCAUGUCGGAGUUGGUGGAUAUGGAUACCCUGCUUUGGUAGCUUUGAAUGUGAAGAAAGGAGCAUAUGCUCCCCUUAAGAGUGCAUUUGAGCUCGAACAUAUUAUUGAGUUUGUAAAAGAAGCUGGCCGUGGAGGUAAAGGGAAUUUGCCCCUAGAAAGCUCUCCAGAGAUUGUGAAGACAGAGCCAUGGGACGGUAAAGACGGUGAGGUUAUCGAAGAGGACGAGUUCUCGCUUGAAGAGCUUAUGGGAGGCGAAGAUGAGACUGUAACUAAGGAUGAGCUAUGAAGAAGUCAAAGCUAUAAGCAGCAGUAGUGAAGGGAGAACGUCGAGUUAAAAAAGAGAAUGAUGAUUUUUGAGGUUAUUAGGACAGUUUGGUGUUCGUGUUCCUUCCUAAUGUUUAAAUUAAAUGAUCGACCUUUCUUUCAUGGUUGAGGUGGUUGCUUAUUGUUACCACUUUCUUGUGAUUAUUUUUGCCCCUCUUUA